Molecule: messenger RNA, 1560 nt
Organism: Neospora caninum
Lineage: Eukaryota; Apicomplexa; Conoidasida; Eucoccidiorida; Sarcocystidae
Exons: 1
Coding region: 1-1560 (519 amino acids)
Biological process (GO): RNA 3'-end processing
Molecular function (GO): nucleotidyltransferase activity
Source: RefSeq, a predicted model, not a curated record
AUGAAAUCACUUCUUCUCCCGGGCCUCCUUAUGGUCUGGAGAGAUCCACGCUUCCCAGUUGUCUUCCCUACUGAAUUUCUUCAAUCUUUUGACUCCCUUAUCCAUUACACACAUCGAGAGGAACUUCAGGUUCUUCGCCGACAGCAACGCCAAGCAACAGCUCGGUUCCUCGGCUCACAGACAUGGUCUUCUCUAGGAAAUGCAUCUGCGGCCGGAAACUGUGGAGGUACGGCGAGCACAGGCCGAUCCACUAUACUGAAACUCGGUGUCAUGUCUCUCUUUCUUCAAGCAGAACACGCGUUCAAACGAGGAGACAAAAGUAUGGAGACGACACUCGGUGGAGAGCUCGGCUGCAAUGACGGAGCCACCGUGAGGUUUCCGGAUGCUACGGCAGAGACACGGUAUCUUGACGUGGCAAGGACUGUUACGUCUUCUGCUGCUGAGGCACUGAGGCCGUUCCACGCCGCAUCGCUUUUAAGGCGUUAUGGCUCGUCGCGCCUUCCCAGAAGACUUAAUUCUGAAACUGCAAAAGAAAUAUCUGAGGCGCUCAGCGCUGUGCUGGAUGAAGAGUUUGAGGUGUCGGCGCAAAUGAAUGCAGCGCGCGAAACUGCUACCGACUUUGUCGCCUCCGUGUGCCGAUGGCUGUGGGGCAGUCAACCACACACGACUGGGAGUCGGCGAGAAAAAACGCAGGAAGACUCAAACAUGAGAGACGGCAAACCGCUGUGUCCUGAAGAGGACGGAAGCGGGGUGUGGGUUUGGCAGUUCGGCUCAUGCGUCAAUGGGUUUUGUACAGUCGCCAGCGAUGUUGAUAUAUGUGUUCUUCUCGCUGGAAGCGCAACGCAGCUACGAAGGGUAUCCGGUGGACUUGCUGACAUCGGAAUUUCUGCUUGUGAAGAAGCAAAUCUGAAGAAUCAACUCGACGAAGUCAUGGUUUCGUGGCACGGCCACGACACAGAGUACGGACAGGCAGAAAAAGCUGUUCGACUUCUUGGCGAGGUUCUAGAACGCAUUAGAAUCGCCCAGAGCCUUGACGAAAAUUUCGAAUCAGGAAACGAGGGAGAGGAAGAGGAAGGUGAAGGACCACCGCCUGCCUCAGAAGAGUCGUCCGAGAGAAAAAACGAGCAUCCGUCUUGCCUCAAAGUGGUUGGAAUUGAAACCAUUCAUCAGGCUCGCGUUCCAAUUUGUAGGAUUGAUUUUCUGUAUGGCACUUUUGCUCGAUCUUUGUCGACAUCACGCAGGAAGGGCACCUGGUCCUGGCAGCCUGUGAAAGCAGAAGUCUCGUUCAGCAAUCGUCUCGCGAUUUUGAACUCUCGCUAUAUUUGCCGUCUCGCAGCCCAGACGCCGCUGAGCUUUACUCUCGCUGCUGCUGUGAAAGUCUGGGCUCAACGGCGAGGAAUCGCAAACGCUUACCGAGGCUACUUCUCCUCUUACACCUGGCUGUUGAUGGCUUUCCACUUUCUGGCUUGUCGAGAACGGCCUCUGAUUCACAACCUCCUUUGCCCUCUCCCUCAAAUGCUAAAACGGGUAAUGUCAACGGCGGUGAACGUGAAGUGUUGA